UCACACAAAUCGUUCAUUAUCAAACGGAAAUUGGCUAAAAAGAUGAAGCAAAACAGGCCAGUCCCUCAGUGGAUCCGAUUAAGAACUAAUAACAAAAUUCGCUACAACACGAAGCGAAGACAUUGGCGCCGUACCAAAUUAGGAUUGUAA
Trichoplax adhaerens is the source of this 150-nucleotide messenger RNA. RefSeq lists its product as hypothetical. The transcript has 2 exons. Gene Ontology annotation, cellular component: cytosolic large ribosomal subunit; ribosome. Gene Ontology annotation, biological process: translation. Lineage: Eukaryota; Metazoa; Placozoa; Uniplacotomia; Trichoplacea; Trichoplacidae. The annotation marks the transcript as partial. Gene Ontology annotation, molecular function: structural constituent of ribosome. The record is from RefSeq and is a predicted model, not a curated record.